This is a messenger RNA of Phoenix dactylifera (date palm), 896 nucleotides long. RefSeq lists its product as uncharacterized. Lineage: Eukaryota; Viridiplantae; Streptophyta; Magnoliopsida; Arecales; Arecaceae. The record is from RefSeq and is a predicted model, not a curated record.
CUUCUUUCCCUUUUGCUCUCCUUCCUGCAUAAAAACAAAAAGCUUUCCUCUGUUCUCUAUUCCUCCGUUGAUUUCUCUGCUUCUCUUUUUUGUUUUCUGUUCUGUUUUUCUCUUUUAUUUGCUUUCCCUUCUCACUUCUUUGGGCUUUGAUGAAGCUGGUAGCUUGUGUUGAUGGGGCAUCCGUGUGAGGAUGGUUUAGACAAGAAGGAAGGGCAGGUUGCAGAGGAAGCUGGGACCAAUGAAAUCGAUGUCCAUGGUGAUGCUGGGAGGGAAGAAGACGAUGUGGUGGUGGAGAUCUAUGCAGAGUUCAAGCCGGUAGAUCACCCGCUCGAGCCUCCGGACGAGGACCCACCUGCGAAAUGGCCAAUGCCCGAUUCUUCCCUUCUGAAUGUUGGAGGCAUAUUGAAGCAGCCGUCUGCAGAAAGUUUAUGGAAGAAAACAGAAUCAUUAGCAGCAAAUGAAGAAGGCACAGCGGAACAGUCUCCAGCAGAAACCGAUCGCAAGAGGCAUCACUCCAUUGCUCGAGAUCCUGCUCUCCCCUCAUCGUUCAGGAGUCCACACUCCAAUAUUUUUCAGGUGUUUCAACAAUGUAAAGAGUUUCAAGCUUGACAAAGAGCAUGCAGUCGACUUUUUGCCCACAAAUGAUUGGUCCCAACAAGGAGUUUUGAGUAUAUUGUGUACUGGCAGAAUAUAUUCAUCUAAGGUUUCAGUGUUGGUGUAUAAAUAAUACAAAUUAUUGACAAAAAGGCUUGUUUGGGAAAAAUCAGCCUACUUGUAAAGCAUUAAUCAUUAUAGCUCAUUGUAUUGGUUACUGAAAUGUAUUGCUAUAGUUGAUACAAGCCCCAGUUUAAACUUCAAAUAAUGACUUAAUUGGCUUCCAACGUUUCUUGUGGGAU